Messenger RNA from Dromiciops gliroides (monito del monte), 2205 nucleotides. RefSeq names its product coiled-coil domain containing 106 (gene CCDC106). The record is from RefSeq and is a predicted model, not a curated record. The transcript is spliced from 6 exons. Gene Ontology annotation, cellular component: nucleoplasm. Lineage: Eukaryota; Metazoa; Chordata; Mammalia; Microbiotheria; Microbiotheriidae. The coding region runs from base 188 to 1033 and encodes 281 amino acids.
CCGGAGGUCCACGCGUGUGCGGGGAGGAUUGCGUGGGGCACCCGGGCUGCGGGGGAGGAGGGAUGCCCGGGCUGGCGUGGGGGCUGUCGCGGGCCCUGGCUCAGGUCCAUACCUUCCUCCUGUCCCAAGUGCCCUACUCUGGUGCCCCUGAGGCGCCGGGACGCCUGGGUCCGGCCGAGGCGGCGUCAUGAGUGAGAGAAACGGCCGGAGGCGGACAAUGAAGAAGGAUGAGGAGGGCUUGGAGAUCUCGAUCCCGUUCAAUGAGACCCCUCCUUUAGAAUCUCCGCAGAUUUUCUACGGCCUGAGCCCUCCCCAGGGCAGCUUUGAAGAGGCCCCGGAGCCCACGUCCCCCACCCUGGCGCUGAUGAAUAGCGUGAAAACGCAGCUUCACAUGGCCUUGGAGAGGAACUCUUGGCUCCAGAAGAGAAUCGAGGACCUGGAGGAAGAGCGGGAUUUCCUGCGAUGUCAGCUGGACAAGUUCAUCUCCUCUGCCCGCAUGGACGCAGAGGACCACUGUCGGGGGAAGCCGGGCCCCCGGCGGGCAGAGGGUGCCGAUGGCCGGGGCGGAGGGGAAGCCUCAGACCCCGAGUCAGCAGCCUCAUCCCUUAGCGGUGGCUCCGAGGAGGGGGGUUCUGCAGAGAGGAAGCGCCAAAAACAGAAGGGGGGGGCUGGCCGGAGGAGAUUUGGGAAACCCAAGGCCCGGGAGAGGCAGAGGGUGAAGGAUGCUGACGGGGUGCUGUGCCGCUACAAGAAGAUCCUGGGCACCUUCCAGAAGCUGAAGAGCAUGUCCAGAGCCUUCGAGCACCACCGAGUGGACCGCAACACGGUGGCCUUGACCACGCCCAUUGCCGAGCUGCUCAUUGUGGCCCCCGAGAAGUUGGCUGAGGUGGGCGAGUUUGACCCGUCCAAGGAGCGGCUGCUGGAGUACUCCCGAAGAUGUUUCCUGGCGCUGGACGACGAGACGCUGAAGAAGGUGCAGGCCCUCAAGAAAAGCAAGCUGCUGCUGCCCAUCACGUACCGAUUUAAGCGGUGAUCCCUCUCCGUGCCCCUGGGCUUUCCGGGAGCCAGCUGCUGCCUGCCACCUGCCUUUCCCUCCCCCCUCCCCCACCAGCCCCAUAGCUCUUGGGCCUGGAUGCCCGCCAGCUGGGGCUGUCACCCUUCUCCUGCCUGGAUGCCCCCAGACUAGCUGCUGGCCUUCAAGUGGAGGCCUGCCUCCCUCCCCAUCCUCUGCUUCCCCCAGAAGCGGGUUCUUCAGAUGACAAUCCUGUGCCCUGUGCUCUUGAGGCAUCCUCCCCAGGAGCUGGUUGGCUUGUACCCUCUGGUCUAACGGACCUCCUGUCUGCCCUUUCUUCCCCGGGGACCCCCUUCUGUCCAGGACGGCUCUAGCUGUGUCUCAGAGCCAACUGAUGGGUCCUUUUCCAUUGCACCUUGCCCAAACCGAGGAGCCCUACAAAGGCUCAGAUCUUGAAUGGGAUGCGGGCCCCCUCUUUUCUCUCCCUUCUGUGGGCACCCCCGCAGCAGAGAGAGAGAGAUAGUGAGAGAGUGUGCGUGUGCGUGCAGCGUGUUUACAGGGGGGUUCCUGGUGGAAGAGGGUGCGUGUCGCUGUCCUCUCGUGGAAGCAGGGAGGCAGUGUACAUGUGUGUAUAUAGCUACUGAGCACCCCCUGUCCAGCCUUCCCUGCUGUCAGCCCGUUUCCCGCCCCCCCCCCCGCCCCGCCCCGGCCCGGGUUCCUUUACUCCAGAACUCCUUGCCCCCAGCCCAAACGUAGAGCCCGGGGAGGUUCGCCGCGGACUCUGCAAGUGGCCGGGCUCAACUGCAUGCCGAGAUGUUCGAGGGCGGGUUGAUGGAGGGUAUGGAGGCCUGGCUUCUCGCCCCCAACCCGGUCCGACUCCCUCCCUCCCCUUCCUGAAGCCCGUUUCCUUCUUUGUGAAAUAAGGGAGUUAAGCGCGAUCACGUCUCGGGGGCCGGGAGACCUCGGCUGAGUCCUUUCCAGCCCGGGUCUCUCCUCCUUUGCAACCGUGGAGCAGGUGGGAGGAGGGGCUCUCAUUAGGUCACUGUGUGACCCCGCAUAGACAGUACCGCCGAGGCGGUCCUGCCAUUUCGGGGGGCCCGGCCCCCGGCCCCCGGUGAUGGGGGCCGCCCGCACCAACAGAUAAAUGAAUUAUUCACAGAGUUUAAAUUAAAAGUGAACCAGCAGAUUUGGAA